Pteronotus mesoamericanus is the source of this 341-nucleotide messenger RNA. RefSeq names its product SNRPN upstream open reading frame (gene SNURF). The transcript is spliced from 3 exons. Gene Ontology annotation, cellular component: nuclear speck. The record is from RefSeq and is a predicted model, not a curated record. Lineage: Eukaryota; Metazoa; Chordata; Mammalia; Chiroptera; Mormoopidae. Bases 96 to 311 code for a protein of 71 amino acids.
CGGGCGAUUAGUUGGCGCUGCAGCGGCGGGGGCCAGCGCAGACUGGAGCGGCCGCCGGCGAUGCCUGACGUGGUGUGAGGAGCCGCAGCGGCGCGAUGGAGCGGGCCAGGGACCGCUUACACUUGAGAAGGACCACGGAACAGCACGUACCCGAGGUGGAAGUCCAGGUCAAACGCCGGAGGACGGCCUCCCUGAGCAACCAAGAGUGUCAGCUGUACCCCCGGCGCUCCCAGCAGCAGCAAGCACCUGUGGUGGACUUCCAGGCGGAACUGAGGCAGGCUUUCCUAGCUGAGACACCCCGAGGUGGUUAAAGCAGCCUUGGGACAUCCCAGGUAGCUGAU